Messenger RNA from Micropterus dolomieu (smallmouth bass), 758 nucleotides. RefSeq names its product pleckstrin homology domain containing, family H (with MyTH4 domain) member 1 (gene plekhh1). The transcript has 4 exons. NCBI's taxonomy places the organism in Eukaryota, Metazoa, Chordata, Actinopteri, Centrarchiformes, Centrarchidae. The coding region runs from base 7 to 549 and encodes 180 amino acids. The record is from RefSeq and is a predicted model, not a curated record.
CAUGUCAUGGAAGAAAAGCUGAAGUCUGCAAACAUACAAACCAGCGAAUCAGAGAGCUCGUUGUACAGAAAGUAUCAAGACCUAACCAGUCAGGUUCAAGAAAAAGAUGACGCGAUAAAGAGGUUAGAGAUGCAGCUGGAAAAACAGAUCUUAGUCAGAGCCCAGGAGGCAAAAAUUAUUGAGGAGAAAGCCGCCAAGAUUAAAGACUGGGUCACCUUUAAGCUUAGACAGAUGGAGCAAGAGAACCAGCAGCUGAAAAUGGCCAACCUGAAGCAGACAGAACAGAUGGUGCUGCUGCAGGACAAACUACAAGCUCUCUUAGAGAAACCUGCUUCCUUUGUAUCCCCUGCCACCUCCCCUGUAAUGGAUAUCCACCUGGUGCCCAGCAGUCCGCUGUUUCCUCCCAGCUGCCCCGGCACACCACCUGCCCAAGAUGACAGCUGGAGACAGACUGGUCCCCGUGGGGCCACGUCUAAUAUUAAGACCUCGCCAACAGGUGUGCUGCCCUUAAUUUGUAUUAUCUUGGGAUGGGUAGCAGGAAGCUUUUGAGGUAAUGAGUGUGUUCUUUAAUUCAAGUUGGGCUGAUCACAUAAAUGGAACAGAAACCGCAAAGGUGGACAGAUUGGAAGCCUUGCAAAAAUGAAGUCGGCAACCAUUGUUUACAAAACUUUGUUCUGCCCUUUCUUGGUUAGAAUUAGGUAUCGUUUCUGUUUUAUAGAUACAUAUAUGGAUGCGUAAAUUGAUAAAUGAAAACAAAU